AUGGCGUCCACCGGCCAGGAGACGACCCUUCUGGGCGUGUUCGACGGCGAGCUGGACAACUCGAAGCAUCGCUCGUCCUUCCUGACCAACAAGGCGGGAGGCCUCCCGGACGCCACGCCGGGCCUCCCCCGCGCGUCUCCCCGCUGCGGCCGCUGCUCGGCCCCGCUUGUCCACGUGGUGCAGGUGUACUGCCCUCUGGGGGGCUCGCCCUACCACCGGACCCUCCAGCUCUUCGCCUGCGCGGCCGCCGACUGCGGCGGCCGGCCGGAGAGCUGGGCGGCGCUGCGUUCUCAGAGGCUGGAGGCGGAAGGGGGAGCGGCGAAGGAGGCUCCUCUGUCGGCUAGUGACUGGUGCGCCUCCGCCGGUGACUGGGGCGCGAUGGAGGAAGAGGAAGACGUAGCGGAGCCAGUCCCGGAGGAAGAAAAAGAGGACGCUGGCCGCCCGGACGACCUCGCUCUGGCGGAGCCCGGACCAGACGUUCCCGUCCUGCGAGCGUUCUUCAUCGGCGUGCUGGACGAGCGGGACGUCGAGGCCGAGACCGAGGAGGAGGAGCAGCGGUCGCACGCCGACAAGCUGCUGAGGGACUACGAGAGGCGGGAGGGAGCGCUCGCCGAGGUCGCCGCGGUCGGCGAGACCUACGAAAAGAGCGGCGCGCGUCACGGGGACCGGGCCUUCUCCAGCUUCCGGAAGAGGAUCUCGGCGUGCCCGCGACAGAUCCUGCGCUACCGCCGCGGCGGGCGACCGCUCCUGAUGUCGGCCCACGAGGCGCCGCCGCCGCCGCCCUGCGAAGCCUGCGGCGGCCCGCGGACCUUCGAGCUGCAGCUCAUGCCGGCGCUCGUCGGUCUGCUGAGUUGGACCGGCGGGACCGAGACCGGGUCGCCGCCCGAGUUCGGCACGGUGCUGGUCUACACCUGCGGCGCCAGCUGCUGGACGUCUUCGCGGCGGCGACCCGUCGGCGAGUUCUGCCGGGUCCACAUGGACCCGGACCAGGAACUCUUCAAAUGAAGCGUCGGCAGGAAACAACCGAGCAACUCGAAAAAGGAGGAGACGGGAGGACAAGACGUUAGGUACGCUGGCGUUUUGCAUCUUGGCGGCUUCUGUGGACAGCAAAUAUUGUUGCGUUUUCUUCACGACAAUAUUUUCCAGGGCAUUUUUACUGUGAACGUUUUUUUUU
This is a messenger RNA of Phycodurus eques (leafy seadragon), 1174 nucleotides long. RefSeq names its product programmed cell death 2-like (gene pdcd2l). The transcript is spliced from 2 exons. The coding region runs from base 1 to 1005 and encodes 334 amino acids. Lineage: Eukaryota; Metazoa; Chordata; Actinopteri; Syngnathiformes; Syngnathidae. Gene Ontology annotation, cellular component: cytoplasm. The record is from RefSeq and is a predicted model, not a curated record.